Messenger RNA from Mizuhopecten yessoensis (Yesso scallop), 2259 nucleotides. Its product is annotated as leucine zipper transcription factor-like protein 1. The record is from RefSeq and is a predicted model, not a curated record. Gene Ontology annotation, biological process: negative regulation of protein localization to cilium. Lineage: Eukaryota; Metazoa; Mollusca; Bivalvia; Pectinida; Pectinidae. The coding region runs from base 79 to 987 and encodes 302 amino acids. Gene Ontology annotation, cellular component: cytoplasm. The transcript has 11 exons.
GUCGCAUCCGUCCACAAACACAUAAACACGAAAUUCUUCACCGACUCAUUCCGUCCAUUAUUCAACACUCACUGAAAGAUGACUGCACAACUAGGAGUCAACGAGCACCACCAGGCUCAAGUCAUCAACUAUAUGAGAUUCUCUCGCUACCAGAGAGGUCAAAGGCUGAGAGCUGUUGACAUGUGUUUUGAAGAUCUGAAAAGUAGCAGGCUCGAUGAGACGACAUACACCAUAGACGAGGUUACAGACAUGUUGGAUGGGCUUCUGUCUGUUGUGCGAGGAGAAGUAGAAGAUGAACUCAUCAACACUUCACACACAAAUAUCCUCCAGUGUCGACAGAUGUUCAUGCAGGCAGAAAAGUGGCAUCUCAAACUAGGGGCCGACAUUUCUGAAUUGGAAAACCGAGAUUUACUAGAACAAAUAGCAGACUUUGAAGAAAAAGAAUUCCGUGGUACAAAAAUGGAUAAGGAUUUACAAGGAGUACUUAAAAAUGUCAAGUUAAUUCCAUUAAAUGAGAAGGGAGGCACAGAACUACUACACAGGAGAAUUGAGGAAUUAGAUAGACAAAUGAAGAAAUUAAUGGCUGAAAACAAAAAAGCUAAGGCGAAACUUCUCAGUCUCGGUGGGGCAGCGGCUUUAUCUGGCUUAUCGUCAGUAAGUGAAGACGACAGUCAAUCAGGAAUGCAAGAAUUGGAGGUGGAAGCUAUGAGGAAACAGCUACAAGGCAUGUCAGCAACGUUAGAAGAGUGUCGUGAGACAAAGAAGAGUGGAGCUGCAUCCUUGGGCAACAUGGAGACAGACCUUGUGAGCACAAAACACGAGCUCCUGAGAAUAAACGAAAUGCUAGAAAUGGCAGAAAAGGAACUUGAAAAGAAAGUUCAUCAAACAACACCUUUUAAAAAUCUUAAACAAAUGUUGACCAAGAAAAACGAUCAGAUGAAAGAUCUUAGGCGGCGAUUAUCAAAAUACGAGUCCCUGGAUGACUGAUGACAGAGGAUAACUACUCUAGACAGUGAUUACUGUAAUACGCACGCUACUCCCCUGCAACUAUAGCCUGGAUCUGAGUCUCCGGAACUCUUUCUUAUCUGCAACUGUGAGCACCACUCUGUCCAAUACUGCUGAAUCUGUGUACAACAGUCUCUUGAUCAGCUAAAACAGGCACCAGGGUUUCUCUAGAAUUUAACAUUAAGGACUUUUAUGCUUAUACUUGACGAGAGGCAUCUUUCUUGUAGAGGACAUAUGAUACCAGAGGGAUGUUUUACACAAAAUAAGUUUACUCAAUAUGUGUACUGCAAUUAUUGUGGCUGGGCUUUAAAUAGUUGUCUUAAUUCAUUUUCAAACUAUUUAAAUUUUCCAAAAAAUAUAAAUUAAUAUUCUUACAGAUUUUUUAAUUGAAGCCAUAUUUUAAAACAAAUUCUCUGCUAAUUUUCACCACAUUUGAGAUAAUAAAAUGUAUUUCCACACUGAAGAAAAUAGUUGUAGUGCAUAAUGUAUUAUGUGAUGAUACCUGUGACAUUUCAAAAUCAUAUAUAUUUUGAGCUUAAUAUGAGCACUCUAAAUAUUAUUUGUAAUUACAUUUUUCUUUAAAGUAGUGAUUAUAAUAUGUAAUAACAGAGAAUCAUCUCUAUUUUGUUAGUGAAAAAUGAAAACAUUUUUAAAGAAUUUUACUUGCCUCGCGUAAAUUCUGCUAAAUAUCACUUCACAUUUGUCAGAGAAAAACAUGACAUUAAGCGAAACAUGUACUGAUAAUUAAUUAUCCGGGCUGUUCCUGAACUCCAUGAGACGACCACAAGAUCAAUUUUAAAAGACACAAUUGUUAGUAAAUCUGAACUAUUGAGGUGAUCAAAGGAUGACUGUGUUGUAUAACUUGGGAUAACUUUGUCAUUCAAUACCACCUGUGUGCAGGCUUGGGAACAGAAUGGACCUGUUGUAUAUCACUACUUGAUUGUACAAGGUGACUUUUAUGGGCCUCCUACGGAACUGGUGUUUUUCUUCCAGGAAUAAAUUCAUUCAUUUCUGGAAUAGCCCUUGAAAACAACGAAAAAAUUUAUAUAAAUCUGCUCCACAAAUUACUACAGUUAGGAUCUGUUGUUUCUGCCCUUAAUCUUACUUCUUUGUCUAUCCCGAUACACCUAGGGUACAUUCACGUAUGCGGUUGAAAUGGUUGAACCGGUUGUACUGGUUGAACGGAUUGAACUUGUAAAGAACACGACAGGCACAGAUCUGGACCGAGGCUGACCUACGGAAAAUUUGGCAUGU